This is a messenger RNA of Fraxinus pennsylvanica, 645 nucleotides long. NCBI's taxonomy places the organism in Eukaryota, Viridiplantae, Streptophyta, Magnoliopsida, Lamiales, Oleaceae. The record is from the annotation of a GenBank genome assembly.
AUGGGACAUCACUUACGUAUCCUCAUUAUGUUGACUCCAAGGUCCCUCGUUCCACAUCUCAGUUUCCUUUUAGUUUUCUAUAUACUCUAUGUUCUAUUGCUGAUUGCACACCUCUUGAUUUCGAAUAGGGGCAUUGAGAUGACUGUAGCAUUGAGAAUGCAAAUGGAGUCCAAAAGCGGCUUCAAGUGCAGUAGAGCAACAGGGAAAUAUUUACUAUUGUUAAUAUUAUUAAUGCAGUCUUCUAUUAUUGCUAUGUUUGAUAAUUUGCUGAGGGAUCUUGUUUUCUUGAUUCAAAGAAAUCUGCAGCUUCGAAUGGAAGAGCAAAGGCGUCACCUUCGGAUGAUGUUUGAGAAGCAGUGCAAGUCGGGCAUGAACAUGCUCAAGGGGACUUCAUCUGCGACUGACAACUCCUUAAAGGAGUUCAUGGAUUCAGUGGGAAAUGCUCUAUCCAAAUCUGAUUCAGGAGUAUUAGUCAACAGUAGGGAAACAGGCAGGAAAUCAUCUAAUGUACCAGCAAGGGAAAAUUUACGGGAUGUGGGAGAGAAACAUAAAGCUCACGAGUCUGAAGUUGUUGGAAAUUGUGAAGCAAAUGUAGCUGGCGCGUCCAAUUUGUCACCAUCCAAGCAUGCUAAAGUGCAAGGUUAG